Messenger RNA from Cladocopium goreaui, 489 nucleotides. NCBI's taxonomy places the organism in Eukaryota, Dinophyceae, Suessiales, Symbiodiniaceae. The record is from the annotation of a GenBank genome assembly.
GUGACACCCUUCCCACCAUGAUGCCUUUGCGUGGUCUCCACGAGGAUUGUCACGCAAAAUUUGUACAUGACGCGACUGGCUUUGUGGACCCAAAUUCCACGAACUCCAGCAAUAUAGGGGCAGCAGCAGGUGCUGGGCUUGGCGGCAUGGUCGUUUUCCACAUUACGUCCAAAGAUUGCAUCGCCCCGCCAGCAUGUGAGCAGGUGAAAGAGUGCAUGGCGGAAGCAGCCAAAAAGGCUUUUAUGGGAUCAGCGAUCAUGGGAGCAGCUGCAACUGGUGCGACCACUGCAGAUCCAUCCACAGCUGCAUCCUCUGCUCCGCUAGACGAAUGGAGCCUUGCGCCUGCCUGUGCGAUUUGGAACUACCUUGGCCUUCGCUGUCAAAAAGACAGAUCACGACUUGGGUCGUUUUUGGGCCUCAAGCCGCUUGCAGGGGCAGUGUGAAAGCAUGGGCGGGACAGGACAAUGAAUCCUGCGAUGCAUUUGAAAA